GAGCAAAGGAAAAGCACCUGUCAUGGAAAAUGUGGAGAGAGAGAGAGGCGCUCCUGAGCGUCUCCUGCGAACUUUACUUAUCUUCCGCCACAAAAUCAGCAAUUAAGGAGACUCGGGCACGGUUGUGUUUUAACCACGAAGCAGAGUACAGCUGUGUGUACCUACCCGGUGGUGUGAUUGUGAGCGCGCGGUGAGCUCGCGUGCUGCUGGUAUCACUUUUGCCUGUCUUUUCUCUCGGGAGUGAGUUGCGAGUCGUAUAGUGGCUGUUCUCCGUGGACUUCUACCAACAGUGACAUCUCGAUGUAAAAGUGACUCGAUUGAGCCAGUUCACCUGCACUAAGGGUUCUUGGAUACAGACGCCAUGCCAGAGGCUGUUGACAUGAUAAACCUGGGCUUCCUGUCUGAAUCCGAGCGGGAGCUGAUCCUGGAGGUGCUGCGACGAGAUGAGAAGCUGAGACAGGCUGAGGACCAGCGUGUGCGGAAGUUGAAGACAGAGCUGCAGGAUGUUAAGAGGAAAGGGGCCAAACGUGCCAGUGAAAAAUACAGUCAGCAUAGCUGUGGCCGAUGCCUGGAGCCUUUGAGCCGACUGACUGUUUUUUCCAGCCAGUGUAAGAUGUGCAAUCACGUCGUAUGUCGCAACUGCCGGAUGGUCCUGCCCGAUGGAUCCUGGCUGUGCAACGUGUGUGCCAAAGAAUCUGAUGUCAAGAAAAGAACGGGUGACUGGUUCUACAAUCAGCGGGUCAACCGUUUCUCUACAACACCUGGGCAUGACCUAGUGAGAGUCUCCCUGAGAAAGAAGCAGCCAUCGAAGAAACGAGAGACAGCAGGUGAAGUCCUGUUGAGUAGUUCUGAAAUAAAUUCAGGUCCUCCUAAGUAUCCGUCUCUGACGAAGCAGAAACUUCAGAUGGUUGACAACAGUAAUUCAAGCAGUUAUAUUGGAUCCAUCACUUCAAGGGCAUCAUUGGAAUCAAAGGAGGAGGAAGAAUUAAAGGUCCAAUCAAACUCAAAUCGCAGUGACACGGAGUCUGUAGAAAGUUCCAGUAUAGCCAGCGUUAAAACUGAGACGGAGUCUGGCCGUGUGACCCCCGAGCCUGAGCAACCAAGGAAGGAGAACAGCUUUGUUCGAACCAGCCCAGUAGGAUCCAGUAAUUCCAGUCUGACUGUCUCCAUCAAAGCAGAUACUGUCAGCAGUGAAACCACCAACGCAGAGAUCAACACUGCCCCAGAAGUAAAAUCCUCCACUGUAAACCCAGAGCUGGAUGUUGAUAGACUCUUUAAGAAGAGCAUCAAGCGAGGCACAAAACCUGCAGAGUAUGCAUCAACACUGGACCUGCGUAAUGAACGUGACACAUCAGAGGCAUCACUGGGCAAAAGGAGCAGAUCUGUACCAGGCUUGGAUAUACAGGAAGAUGAAGAAGAGGAAGAAGAUAUCGACAGCUUGGUUAGCUUUCAUAGAAGAACGAUGAACUCAAAUUCCUCCAGCCUGCGUGGCUCAAAGAGCACACUGGGCAGCAUGAUGAGCCUUUACAGUGAAGCUGGAGACUUUGACAGUGUGGAGGUGAAGGGAGAUGUUGUGUUCUCUGUAAGUUACGACGAGAGCAGCCAGAGCCUCCAGGUCUUCAUCAAGGAGUGUCAUCAGCUGGCUUAUGGCGAUGCUGCACGGAGUGUCUGCAACCCCUAUGUCAAAUGUUAUCUGCUCCCUGACAAAUCUCGCCAGAGCAAAAAGAAAACCAGCACCAAGAGAAACAUUAUAAACCCAGUCUACAGUGAAACUUUAAAGUACUCUAUCAACCGCUCUCAGUUGUCCACUCGCUCCCUCUCGAUAUCAGUCUGGCAUCAUGGUCGCCUCAGCCGCAACGCCUUCUUGGGAGAGGUGGAGAUCCCCUUGGACUGCAGAGACCUCGACUCCCCACAGGAGGAGCGCAUGGCUCUCCUGGCAAAGGCAGCCUCUGUUGUGCCACCUUCAGCUUUUGCUCAGUACAAAGGGGAAUUGAUUAUCUCCUUGAAGUUUGUCACACCUAAAAAGCAAACAGCUGAGAAAACCAAAGACAAAAAAGCCAGGGUGGAGGAAGGAGGAGAGCUGCAUGUCCUAAUAAAGGAGGCAAAGAAUUUGAUGGCAAUGAAGUCAGGAGGCACAUCGGAUAGCUUUGUGAAGGGCUACCUGUUCCCAACUAAGGCAAAGAACUCAAAGAGGAAGACUCCAGUUAUGAAGAAGAGCCUGAACCCCCACUACAAUGAAACAUUCGUGUACAAGGAGCUGACUCUGGAGCAGCUGAAGGAGAUGUGUCUGGAGCUGACUGUGUGGGACAAAGAGUCCUUGCACAGCAAUGAAUUCCUGGGAGGUGUCCGCCUCAGCUCCGGAGAAGGCACAGUAAAGGUGGGCAAAGAGGAGGUGGAGCUGGACUCGGUUGGAGAGGAGAUUAGUCUCUGGCAGAAGAUGAUGCAGUACCCGGACUCAUGGGCAGAGGGCACUCUUACACUGCGUUCCACUAUGGGGAAGGCGAAGGGCAAAUGAGGACAGUACACGCCUGAGAUGAUGAGAAGCGGUGUCCUGUGAGACUAACAUGGGAUUGUGGAUUAAUUUUAUUUUCUCAAGCUUGUCACACCAGAGCAGGCCGGUCUCUUGAAGUGAGCGGUCACCCAGUUUGUUGUCGUGACACUCCACAGCUGCUCACACCUGCUCUCUCUGCACGGGGUUCAUCUUUAACACGGCCCCCAAACUGCAGAUGGGUGUUAACCUUUUGGAAGCGUGCCAAAGCAUCACCACAACAGAUUUAUUUUGUUAAAACAGUCACUUUUUUAAAAAUUCAAACUGUAUAUAUAUUCUAGCUAUUCAAAAUCAUGCACAGCACUUGGCAGUUUCUCACAGUUCUCUUUAUUUGUGUCGAGAUGCAUACUGGUGUGGGAAAACAAUUUGAAACAAACUGGUUAUGCAGUAUUUCAGCUGUCGCUUCUAAGAAAUUCUGCUUUAUUUAAUCCAUACCAGUGCAUUUACAUUACUAUUUGUAUAACUUGCAUGAGAAGUUUUUCAAUAAAGAACAUUUUAUCUUUGGUAA
Molecule: messenger RNA, 3056 nt
Organism: Maylandia zebra (zebra mbuna)
Lineage: Eukaryota; Metazoa; Chordata; Actinopteri; Cichliformes; Cichlidae
Gene: sytl4
Product: synaptotagmin-like 4
Biological process (GO): exocytosis; intracellular protein transport
Cellular component (GO): plasma membrane; exocytic vesicle
Molecular function (GO): small GTPase binding; neurexin family protein binding
Source: RefSeq, a predicted model, not a curated record